Molecule: messenger RNA, 1281 nt
Organism: Emiliania huxleyi CCMP1516
Lineage: Eukaryota; Haptophyta; Isochrysidales; Noelaerhabdaceae
Exons: 1
Coding region: 1-1281 (426 amino acids)
Biological process (GO): calcium ion transmembrane transport
Molecular function (GO): ligand-gated calcium channel activity
Source: RefSeq, a predicted model, not a curated record
AUGCGCCGCAGGAAGGAGGCGCGGAAGCUCCCGUUCAGCAAGGUUGGGACGCUGCGCUUUCCGUCGAGCAAGCGGAUGCCUGCGCGAUGGGUAAAGAUUGAUCUCAACACCAGGUCUGCCGAGCGGCAGGCCAUGGUCGACCGGCUUGCGAGCCUGUCGAGCGAGCAGAUCAGCAACCUUUCGAGGCGCUUCUACCCGAGAUUCUCCGCGCAGGAGCUGCGGGAGAAGCUGGCGCACCUGACGGCGAUGCCGCCCGCACAGUCGUCUCCGGACGGCCAGCUGCUGGGAAAGGCGCUCAAAAUUGCCGCCACCAGUGCUCUUCGCGAGCUCGUGUGCGGCGAGCAGUCCAUCUGGCAGCUGCCGCCGCCGUCCGCCCUCAUCUCGGUCACGGGCGGCGCUGGAUCCCUCAACAUGACCGACAAGCAGAAGCUUGUCUUUCGGCGCGGGCUGCUGUCCGCGGCUCGCACGACCAACGCGUGGAUCAUGACGGGCGGCACUAACGCGGGCGUGAUGGAGAUGGUGGGCCGGAUGCUGCAAGAGUCCUCGGUCGAGGUGCCGUGCAUCGGCGUCACGUCGUGGGGCGUGGUCGCCGACAAGGAGGAGAUGGCCAAGAAGGCCAACGGCCGGGUGCUCGACUACAAUGGCAAGACAAAGCUGGGGGCGAAGUUCGAGGCCGCGGAGCAGCGCGUGGCGCUGGACCCCAACCACUCGCACUUUGUGCUGGUUGACACGGGAGCCGAGGGCUCUUCCGCGUUCGGGAAGGAGAUCGCGUUGCGCAGCAUGUUCGAGACUUGCAUCUGCACCACCUCGUUCGGGGUCGACGAGGAGGGCUCGCCGCUGCCGACCCCGCCGAUGGUGCUGCUGGUCGUCGGCGGCGGGCCCAACACGCUAGAGACAGUGAAGGCGUGCCUUGAGCAGGAGCGGCCCGUGGUGGUCUUUGUCGACUCUGGGGGCGCCGCCAAGCACAUGCGCGACUGCUGGGACAACAGGCUGCUGCGGCGGCGGGGCGACGAGGCGGCGAGGGCAGACGAAGAGCUGUGCAAGUCUUUUGGCCUGAGCCUGCCGAGCGAGUGGACGCCCGCGCGGUACAUGAGCGUGCUCAACGAGGUUUGUGUCCUCGGCGAGAAGCCCCGAGGCGCGAUGCACGUGCCGCAGCUCACCUUUUUCUCCACCUCCGACGACGUGAGUGCCGGGAACGACCUGACAGCGCACCCAGGAGUGUCAGGAUACACAAUCUCAAUCGCACACAACGACACGGCGCCCCGUUGUGCUACAGGGUAA